Molecule: messenger RNA, 924 nt
Organism: Olea europaea var. sylvestris
Lineage: Eukaryota; Viridiplantae; Streptophyta; Magnoliopsida; Lamiales; Oleaceae
Exons: 2
Coding region: 1-924 (307 amino acids)
Source: RefSeq, a predicted model, not a curated record
AUGAUCUAUUUACUUCUUUAUGUUGAUGAUAUCAUUAUUACAGGCAACAAUUCUUCACUUCUUGCCCGCUUUACUCGUACACUUAACUCUGAGUUUGCCACUAAAGACUUAGGCUCUCUCAGCUAUUUUCUUGGUCUUGAAGCCACUCUAACUUCUGAUGGUCUCUUCAUCAGUCAGCUCAAAUAUGCAUGGGACAUUCUUACUCGAGCUCAAUUACUUGACAGUAAACCUGUUCACACGCCCAUGGUUGUUUCUCAACAUCUUUCUACUGAUGGUUCUCUGUUUUUAGACCCUACUCUCUAUAGAUCCCUCGUCGGUGCACUACAAUACUUGACUAUCACAAGGCCCGACAUUGCUCAUGCUGUCAACUCUGUCAGCACCAUUCACUAUGGCCUACAUUUUCGGCCUUCCACUUCUCCUGGUGCUCUUGUAGCCUAUUUUGAUGCUGAUUGGGCCAGCUGCCCGGAUACUCGUCGUUCAACCUCUGGUUAUUCUAUCUAUCUUGGCGACAAUUUAGUUUCCUGGAGUGCCAAGAAACAGCCGACUGUCUCUCGUUCCAGCUGUGAAUCUGAGUAUCGGGCCCUUGCCUCCACUGCUGCUGAACUCAUUUGGCUUGCACAUCUCCUGCAUGACCUCAAAGUAUCCAUGCCUCAGCAGCCCACUCUUUUAUGUGACAACAAAAGUGCCAUUUUUUUAAGCUCCAAUCCGAUUUCACACAAGCGGGCCAAGCAUGUUGAAUUGGACUACCACUUUCUUCGUGAGCUUGUUGUCAUGGGAAAACUUCGUACACAAUAUGUCCCAUCUCAUCUACAAGUUGCUGAUAUCUUUACCAAGAGUGUUCCUCGACCUCUAUUUGAGCUCUUUCGUUCCAAGCUCCAUGUCCAAUCAAAUCCAACGUUGAGCUUGCGGGGGUGUUGGAAAUAA